Molecule: messenger RNA, 516 nt
Organism: Lactuca virosa
Lineage: Eukaryota; Viridiplantae; Streptophyta; Magnoliopsida; Asterales; Asteraceae
Source: the annotation of a GenBank genome assembly
AUGGAGAAUGACAUCAACCAUUGUUUAAGAUCACCAUACAGGUUGAUAGAGGUUGAAACACAUAAACGAGUAACAUGUGAUGAAAAUAUUGUGUGUGAUUGGUUGUUUAGCUGCAAAGGAGAACCCAUUGAUGAAGUUAUAAAAACAAAAAGAGGUGAUACUACAAUUAGAGUAGCAAUGGAGAGCUUACUUCCAUCAUUCAAAAACUGCCAAGCUGUUCUUGAUUGUUGGUUUGAUCAUCUUAAUUAUGAUGAAAAUGCUCGGCAUGCUAAUUCACCAUCAAGAGUUUUCUGUAAAGUGGCUACUACUGUUUUCUUUCCUGUUAUACGAAAGGAGAAUACUUUUCUAGUUGUAUUCAAUCUAAAUUCAACUGUUUACGGGAUUAUUGAUAAUGUUUCUGGAACUAUAAAUGAAGUCGUUUAUGAUCAUCUUGCAGAAAAUCUUAAAAAAAUGUUUACAAUGUUUUUGAAGGAUAUUCAACAUCAUCUGCUACAAAAUGUACUUCUGAAUCUAUGA